CGAUUGGCUUCCCGCGCCGAUCCGAGCCUCCAGCUCUGGUCAACAUCAUCAGUGCAAUAACCAGUUUUCAUCUCGAGGAAAGGAGGAGAUAUUAUGGCUCAGUAUACCGCAUCUCUAUCAAUCCUCCAUGGACCAUCAGAGCCUGCUCUAAAACCAUACACAAUUGCACGGGUCCUCCAUGACCAAGCGAAUGCCUUUCCCACCCGGGAAGCGGUGAUCUUCCCCGCUUCGGGAACUCGUUACACAUAUGAUGAGCUGAACACCAGAACCAAGACAGUCGCUCGGGCAUUAAUUGCGAAUGGCAUCCAAGCCGGUGAUCGGGUGGGAAUCUUCGCCGGUAACUGUGAGCAAUAUGCAGAGGUUUUUCUUGCCGCGACCAGAAUCGGUGCUAUUACUGUCUUGCUCAAUAUUGCGUACUCUGCGAAAGAGUGUCUGAAUGUUCUCAAAACUACGGGAUGCUCGCUCUUCUUUACCUCGACGCAUAUUGGAGAACGGUGCUUGACGCCGUGUUUGCUGAGUGUCAGCACCUCUAUGGAUGAUGGAGUGCUGCCAGAUCUUCAACAGGCCAUUCUCCUCCACAGUGGUGGUCCGUGUAUGCACAAUUUUAGCAGCUAUGAAAGCUUUAUCGCCCUUGCCAGUCGAAUACCGGAAGCAUCCUUAUGUGAAAGAGAGAAGAAGGUGCAGAGUGAAGACACAUGCACUUUCCAAUUCACAAGCGGCACAACUGGAGCACCCAAGAUUGCCAUGUUGACGCAUAACAACGUCAUCAAUAAUGGCCACCUAAUCGGACACCGUCUACUCCUCACAGAGCAAGAUGUGAUCUGUUGCCCGUACCCCCUCUUCCACAUCUCAGGCCUCGUGAUGGGGCUUCUCUCUUGCCUGACUCACGGGGCUACAGUUGUGUAUCCUUCUCCGACAUUCAAUCCAACGGCUGUUCUUCGCACAGUGGUGGAAGAGAAAUGUACCGGUCUCCAUGGAGUACCCACCAUAUUCAUUGCUCUUCUAGAAGAAUAUCGAAAGAUCGACAUUGGCCAAAUCCAUGUCAGGACUGGUCUUAUCGGGGGUGCUCCAAUACCUGCGGUGUUGGUAAAGGAGAUGCAACGCGAAUUCGGUUUUGAAGAUUUGACAGUGGCAUAUGGAAUGACAGAAACAUCGCCAAUAGCUUACAUGUCACGAGCAUCCGACCAGCCCGAGGAGGGUGCAGUCAUCCACACAGCACUCCUCCCACAUACCUCUGCUAGGGUUGUCGAUUCGUCUGGAAAUAUUGUUCCCCGAGGCACACGCGGUGAGAUGACCAUUGCGGGUAAUUCUGUGCAGAAGGGAUACUAUAACAACCCCGAGAAGACGAGCGAGGCGCUAAAAGAAGACGCUUCUGGUAUUGUCUGGAUGUAUACCGGAGAUGAGGCGGUCAUGGACUCAGAUGGGAAUUGCAUGAUUACCGGCCGAAUAAAAGACAUUAUUAUAAGAGGAGCCGAAAACAUCUACCCCGCAGAAAUUGAAGAACGCCUCAACGAGCACCCGGCUAUAUCCCAGUCUUGUAUAGUUGGAGUCAAGAGUGAGAGACUAGGGGAAGAGGCUGCAGCUUUCCUCCAGCUCGCGCCAGAAAAGUCUCGUCCUUCUGAUCAGGAAGUCAUCAAAUGGGUGCAAAUGAAUCUGGCACCUCACAAGGCACCCCGCUGGAUCUUCUGGCUGGGCCAUGACGAUGUCCCUGUUGCUUUUCCUAUCACCGACAGUGGAAAGAUUAAAAGGAACGAAGUGACAGAAAUUGGACAUCGGCUGAUCUACGGGUUCAGCUGAGUACAUGGAAUCGUUCUGUACGCCGGGCUGCAGUGGGAAAGAUCCUUCAUCUUCGAAUCAAAUGCCCAUGAAACAAAGCCAAAUUCG
Messenger RNA from Aspergillus wentii DTO 134E9, 1884 nucleotides. RefSeq lists its product as uncharacterized. The record is from RefSeq and is a predicted model, not a curated record. The transcript is spliced from 6 exons. Gene Ontology annotation, biological process: fatty acid metabolic process. Bases 94 to 1797 code for a protein of 567 amino acids. NCBI's taxonomy places the organism in Eukaryota, Fungi, Ascomycota, Eurotiomycetes, Eurotiales, Aspergillaceae. Gene Ontology annotation, molecular function: medium-chain fatty acid-CoA ligase activity.